AUGACUGUCCUCCCUGUGCCCAAGCGAUCAAGGCCUGAUCUGUUCUACGUAGGCACGACGAUUCUCACAGUCCCGCCACACGUGCACGCCCUCUCCACUCCUUCCCUGCCCGCGUACUGUUCCCGCUGUUCCGCUGCACGAGAGCUGAAAAGGUGUACCAAGUGCAGAGCCGUGUGGUACUGCAGUGCUUCAUGUCAAAAUGCGGACUGGUCUCUGCAUAAACGCGAAUGCCCAUCUCUCAUACGAUGGGCUUCCUCUGCCCCGUCGUCAUUACCCAUACCGAGCGAUGCCAUCCGGUGUUUAGGCAGGACACUCUGGGAAAUCGAGGCGAACGGGCUGACCAGCAUAUUCACACGUGAGAUUGCAUCCAUGCAGUCUAACCGGCCACCGCCUACAGCAGCCACCCAGACCGAGACCCACGCCCACCUCGCUCAUGCACUGGUCCGCUACCUCGGGGUCUCCUCCCCGGAAGAGUUAACGAAGUACGGCGUGCAAGGCGUCGGCGGGCUAGUCGACCUGGUAGCACGGUUCACGACAAACGCGAUUACCCUCACUACGCCCUCCCUCUCGCCCAUCGGCGUUAUCAUCUCCCCGCUUGCGGCGCUGUUCAACCACUCAUGUGCGCCGAACGCCGUCAUUGUCUUCCCCACGCACGGCUCUUCCUCAGUCAACAUACGAGUCGUAACCCUGCGGGACUUACACCCAGGUGAAGAGGUUCUGACGGCGUACGUGGAUACGACGCUCCCACGGAGGGAGAGGCAGCAAGCGCUCAGGGAGACGUAUAAUUUCACUUGCACUUGCGAAUUAUGUGUCUCAGAGGAGAAGGAGGGAGGGGAGGUAGACCCGCGAGAGGCGGUCUUGUGUCCCCGCGCCGGGUGCGGCGGAGUAUGGCGAGUCCCUGAACAAGGACCAAGCGACGACGACAUGGAGGUUGACUCCUCAGUUGCCAAUGGCAGCCAAGCCGCGGCCCAAGUGACGAGCAGAUGCACAAAGUGCAAGCACCUUAUCAAUCCAGUAAAGCUACAUGAAGUGAGCGACGCCGUCAGACUCGGCCUCGAAGGCUACGGCGAGGCUGUGAGAGUGCAAAACGAAGAUCCAGCGCGCGCGUACAAGUUGACGAAGAACCUCGCUCCGCUGCUAGCAGGUGCGGGCCUCGCGCCGUCAUCUCACCCGCUGCUCGGGCUGCUACGACUGUACCAGCAGUUCGAGUUGGACAGACUCGGGCAAGCCCUAAACGAGAUCGGGGGAGGACGGUCAUCCGAGAGCAAUGUAGAGGAACUGAGAACACCGGGGGCAGAGAAAACCCUGGGUGAGGAAGAGAAAGCGCACGCGAAGGAGGCGCAGGAGAUCCUGGACGACGUGGUCCGAACGCAAGCACGCAUUGUCCGCGGCUUGAGCGACAUCCUGGUCGAGGGCCACCCCGUGCGGGCAGUCGCCCUCGCUGAGCUCGGGAAAGCUCUCAGCGUGGACGAACCGUGGCCGGAGGUCCCGCCCUCCCCCACUACAGGCUCCUUCCCGCCUCACCUCGCGCCGCGGCUGCAGCUAGCGCUCCAAACGCUCCUGCGGUCAAAGCGAGAGCUUGAGAUUGGUUUCGGUGGGGAUGGAGGCGAAGUCGGGAGAGAUGUGGGGGAGAUGAUGAGGAGGGUCGAGGGUGAGCUUAGCGUGUGGAGGGAAGGAGUGCGGAGUGGUGGUGGGAGGUGA
This is a messenger RNA of Gloeophyllum trabeum ATCC 11539, 1701 nucleotides long. RefSeq names its product SET domain-containing protein. The transcript is spliced from 9 exons. Lineage: Eukaryota; Fungi; Basidiomycota; Agaricomycetes; Gloeophyllales; Gloeophyllaceae. Gene Ontology annotation, cellular component: nucleus. The coding region runs from base 1 to 1701 and encodes 566 amino acids. Gene Ontology annotation, molecular function: protein binding. The record is from RefSeq and is a predicted model, not a curated record.